This is a messenger RNA of Phytophthora infestans T30-4, 3645 nucleotides long. RefSeq lists its product as uncharacterized. The coding region runs from base 1 to 3645 and encodes 1214 amino acids. The record is from RefSeq and is a predicted model, not a curated record. The transcript has 8 exons. Gene Ontology annotation, molecular function: protein binding; calcium ion binding. NCBI's taxonomy places the organism in Eukaryota, Oomycota, Peronosporomycetes, Peronosporales, Peronosporaceae.
AUGGCUCUGCCUCGAGCCAAAAAGCGCUCGGCCACUGUCUUCUCUCGUGAUGAAAUCGGCGUCGAGCAGCUGCAGUCGCUCAAGGAAAAGUUUGCGGAUGGAGACUUGAACGAGAAAGAGUUCGUGAGUCUGUUCCGCGAGAUCGUCGACGCCUCACUCAGCGAGACUCAACUCACAGAAUUAUUCCAGAAAAUCGAUGCAAAUUCCGAUGGAACGGUGGACUGGGAUGAACUCACCAACUACAUGUUCCUCAGCGGCAGUGGCAGUGACGAAUACACUGGCGACGAUGGAAAUUCCUGCUACGACACUGCGUACCCUGAGAAAUACGCAGGCGAUAGUGGCAAUGGCUCUGGAGGCACGGGGUCUUCCAUUGCGACGGACAUUAUGGGCAACGUCACAGGAGGAAGUGGCGGCUUCCUCAGUCUAGGCUUGUUGCCUCAUCAUAAGGACGUGAUCACUCGAAUAGUGCGCUUAGAACGACCCAGCGUCUACCUCACGACCAGUAAAGACGGCAGUGUGCGAACGUGGAGUGCCAAUACUCUGGCUCCCCAGCAAGUCUUAGCUUCCGGUCGUGACUGGCUCACAGACUGCUGCAUCAUGAAGCGCUCGAAUCGUCUGGCAGUGUCGUCUAUGAAUCGCACCUUGGGUUUCUACGACUUGAACUCUGGCCAACUCAUCGGUGACCUUGUGGACUAUUCAAGACGCCAGUGCAUCCCGUUGUGUCUCGCGUACGUUGAAAGACCCUCGGACGAUCGGGAAGCCAUUGUGAUCGGAGACGACACUGGCGGCAUUUCGAUCUUUACGUGCUCGAAUCAGUGGCUAUCGUGUGAUGGCCGCUCCCCUCCCCCUGGCGCUACUACCGCAGCGAACUCUACCAACGCUACACCGACGAGCAACUCCAGUUCUGUUGGAGGAAAUCCUGCGGGUAGUGCGAUGCUGGAAGCUCAGGGCUUUUCGUCGCGUGUCAAGUUCCAGAAGCACACGGACUGGAUCACUCGAGUUAAGUGGGUCAACGACAUGCGCGCUGUAGUGGCGACGUCGCUGGACGCCACCGUGUCGAUCUUGGAUGUCGAUCGACUGGUGGUCAAGUUCGAGUACACUCGACAUCGCAAGGGAGUGUUCGACUUGGCCUGGUGUGCGAGUACUCGUCUGAUUGCUAGCUGCGGGAUGGAACGAGACAUCCACAUCUGGAACCCGUACAGCUCUCAGCGCGCUGUCGCCACUCUUAAAGGCCACACAAGCUCCGUGCUGCAUCUCGUGAGUGACGACGAGAACUUCCAGAUCGUGUCGGCGGCUGCAGAUAACACGGUGAAAGUUUGGGAUGUUAGAAACCAUCGCUGUCUCCAGACAUUCAUCGUAGACCGUCACAGAGGAGGCCACGCGACUAGUGCUAACCGCGUGUCUGCGCUGCUGUUUGACGGUAAGAAGCCGUGUCUUAUGACGGCGACGACGCAGCUCACUCGAUGGACUGUGAAGAAGGCUAAACUACGCGGUGGUACUUCCGUGGAACGUCCUGUGCGUCUGGCCUGCUACAACAGCGUGUUUCAUCAGGUAGUGACGGCUGCGAUGGACGCGGAGUCUGCCAUUAAGACCUGGAGCGCAGAAACCGGAGAAGAAAUCUCAAGCUUCGCACGUCCGCACGGCUCCAAUCCAGUGACCAGUAUCGCCUUCGACCAUGCGGGACGACGUCUCCUUACCGGUUCACACGACGGCGAGCAACUCAAGAUGUGGAAUUUCAGCAACGGCGCAUUGGUGAAGCAAUUCCACAAGAAAGAACCCCAAGUCGUGAGCUCUUUAUUGUUCACGACUACACCUGCCACAGCUGGAACAGUUGCCAGCACUGCGCCGCUACCUGACGAUCCGUCUGGAAGCUCUGACGAAGCUGCUGCGAUGACCAAUGCGCCUCGAAAGCGCAAGCCACGGGACAUUAUGCUGCUGCCAGCAUCCUUCGGGAUGGACCACGAAGGUCGACGAGGCAACUCUGCGUUGAUGGCGCAGACGGAACUGCCGUCUCCGACACGAGUGCGUCUCCAGCAAGGCCAAGAGCAUCCGACACCAGUCCCUCCACUCAACUCAACGCCUCGAGCUCAACCUGGAGACACUGCGUCAAGUCCCAGACCUCCACGAACCACUCGAGAGCCCGAGACGUCUCGCUAUCGACAACACGAAGUGACCAGCAUCAUGGACAUCGAACGCAACUUGCGUGUAGGUAUGGGGGACUUUAUCUGCCAGAGAUUCGUGUGCUGCGUAGGCUGGGACCGUCAGCUCUUCGUCUGGGCUGACAAAAACGACGAGUCCGAGUCUUUACCAGUGCACAUUCUACCUCCAGAUAGCGACGACGACGACAGCGAGGAGUUAGAAUACGCAAGACGCGGCAGACGACGUCGUAGACGACAGCAUCACACGAUGGAUGUGCUCGCGUUGGCGUACGUGCCUCCUGCUUACGUGGCUACAGCUGGACUGGAUGGUUUGGUGUUGCUGUGGUCUCUCAAUUCUGGGGAGUUGGUAGCUCCACUUCACCAGAAUGCGGGACCAAUCGAGUCGCUUUAUUACGCUGAGAAGCUCGAGCUCCUGUUUGCUGCUGGAGAGCGAGGCGUCUUGCUGUGUUUCGACCGAUCCAUGGCCACUCAAGCUGAAAUCCCACUGGAUGUAUCAAAGGAGUCUUCGGAGUCUGUCACUGCACUGCGGUGCGAUAAAGCCAACACGCAUCUCGUCUCGGGCGACGCUGCAGGUUGCGUCAAAGUGUGGGAGCUUCGCAUCGCGCCAAGUCACGAAGGAGUGGAACUCGCGUUGGUUUGUACGUGGCGUCUUGGCUGCACUCAAACAGGCGCAAUGAGCUCCCUAUCAGCGCCAAGUCGUCGCGUUCUCUGUGCGGAUUUCGUCGAGAAUUUAGCUCGCGUCCCCGAACUCUUCUUGGUCUUCUCGUGUGCCGAUGGAGAGAUCAGUUUGUGGACAUUAGACGGCGUAAAAGUGGGCAGCUUUGGAGGACGACAUCGUACGUGGCAACUGGGCCGACCAGCAACUUAUGCGUUUUCACAGUCCUGCUGCGACUGGGGAUGGCUACCUCGACGAACUGCUAUGGACGACACAACAGCCAACACCCUGCAGCCUCCUACGUCUGUCUUCAUCAAGAACUGCGCGAUCAGUGCACUCAACUGCUCAAUCUCCGAACCUCGCGAGAAUUUCUUACUGGAAGACACAAUGCCGAAACCUGGAGAGGUCUGGAUGUGCGUCUCCGGCCACCGCUCACGAGCUGCAGCGCAGAACGCAGCCAAGAAGCAGGAGGAUCUGGAGGAGGAGGAUAGUUCUCUUCGUAUUGGCAGGAAGAGUGUGGCACUUUCCACUGUGGGUAACGCCGCCAUUCUCAGUCGACGCAGCAGCCCAUUUGGAUGCACUAACAACGUUGAGUCUCGGAGUCUGGCCACGACUUUACACCUCAAGAGGAAAAUCGCAGACGUCAACGGAGAACUGACCGAUCUCAUCACAAUUGUCAAGGUCACGCGUGGCGAGAUUUUCUAUUGGGACAGCGCAACCCACAAGCCGCUUAGUGCGCUGAAAGCAUUGAGCAUGAGCGACUUUGUACGUAAGGCUGGCUGGACCAAGCACGCUCUUCUCUCGCACUUCAUCGGACGCACAUUUCUGUAA